CGUUGCCCCGCAACGGGCUAGCCGUGAUCAAAAUACUAGCGGUACGGCGAUGAGCAUUCAUUGUGGAUUUCAAUUCCUUUUUUAGCGGCCUAUCCGUCCGUCCGCUCCCCUCAGUUGGCGGGAUACGCGAAGCCGAUACCGCCUACGACACCGACCGCACCGCAGAUCUCUAGCUAGAAAGGAAUUCUUUCCGCGAAUAACUCUCCGUAUAUCACCGUCCGGACCAAGUUUCAGGAUAUCCCGUCCGUUUCCUCUCCUUCGCCUGUGGCCAAUGCCCGCGGACAUCACCUCCUGCUAGCACGCUCCUACGUAAUUACUAGCUGCUGUUUACCGACUUUGUGAGGACACACGCACAUCCACGCACACACGAGGUCUUGGGAGAUUUAGGCGACACGAUGGCGAUGCCAGCGGGAUAUAAGCCGUCGCCUCUGGGAUACGGUUCUCCUCGAAGCUCCCCUUUCCGCAGACCCGAGUCCCCAGGCUCCUCGCCGUCCGCGCCCAGGCAGAACAGCAUCAGCGUCCCCGCGACCGCCCCAACCAUCACACCGACGACCUCGCCGACCAAGGUUUCCGGCGUGCACACCACCCCCUCAAGAUUCGCCACCGUCUCGUCGCCGACGGGCAGCACCGACAGCCAGACCACGCCCCGCACGCUGAGCCAGACCCACGGUAGUGGUAGCAGGGUCGACAUGUCGCCGCGCGCUGGGCCCUCGCUCGCGCCCCCGCCGCACAUCUCGUCGUCGCGGAGCCCACCCCCACCGCCGCACGCACGCCCGCACUCCUUCAGCGCCCAGGGCAGCGCGCUGUCGCAGCUGCAACCGGCGCAGGUCCGCGUGCUCCGCGACGGGUUCCAGAUCCUCGACCGGGACAGCGACGGCGUCGUCAACAGGGACGAUGUCGCCGACAUGCUCAACCAACUAGGCCUCCCCUCGAGUCCGGCGGACCUGUCGCAGUUCUUCCCAGCCGGCGGGCCGGCGACAACGACGCUACCGGCGUUCCUCAAUUCGAUCGCGGCGGCGCUCGCAGCGUUGUCGCCGAGCGCGGAGCUGCUGUCGGCCUUCUCGGCGUUCGACGACGAUGACAGCGGGCAGGUGGACCUGGCGGAGCUGCGGGACGCGCUGCUGCACACGACGCCGGAGCCGGGCGAGCGCGCUCUCUCCCUGCACGACGUGGACAAGAUCAUGGCCGGCUUCAGCGGUCGCCGCGCCUUCACCAAGCACCGCGCCGGCGCCUCGUCGUCGGGCGGAGGCCUCGGCAGCAUCGGCAGCGUCAGCAGCAACGUCGGCGGCGGCAUAGGAACCGCCAGGCGCGGCGAGGUCUUCAAGUACCAGGACUUCGUCAACUCCAUCGUCGGCCGGAACGGCGUCUCGGAGCCCAACUCGAACGAGCAUUCGGAAGGGUGAGCGGGGAGAUAGAUGAGAAUAGGACGGUGGGCAGUAUCGGGCGUAUCGGUAUGAUGACGACGGAUGAAACUUGGCAUUAAUAUGGUCUUCUAAGGGGGAAUGGGGGGGAGUUGCUACGGACAUAGGACUUUAAUAUGCGUAUUCGAUGAUCACAAGGCGUGCUGCGGUUUACAUGUGGACCUC
Durotheca rogersii is the source of this 1586-nucleotide messenger RNA. RefSeq names its product EF-hand. The transcript is spliced from 4 exons. The coding region runs from base 396 to 1403 and encodes 335 amino acids. Gene Ontology annotation, biological process: mitotic cytokinesis; actomyosin structure organization. NCBI's taxonomy places the organism in Eukaryota, Fungi, Ascomycota, Sordariomycetes, Xylariales, Xylariaceae. Gene Ontology annotation, molecular function: calcium ion binding; cytoskeletal motor regulator activity; myosin heavy chain binding. The record is from RefSeq and is a predicted model, not a curated record. Gene Ontology annotation, cellular component: cytoplasm; myosin II complex.